Molecule: messenger RNA, 1506 nt
Organism: Symbiodinium natans
Lineage: Eukaryota; Dinophyceae; Suessiales; Symbiodiniaceae
Source: the annotation of a GenBank genome assembly
AUGGCUUGCAUGGCCUCACCCAUCACGAUACGGCGCCCUGUGUCACCUGUCAGCCACGUGCCGGUGCCCAUGGCUGUUCGUCAAGCCCCGGCUCACCACACGGCGCACACGGCGCACGGCGUGCACAGUGUGCACAGUGCAGCUGCUGCCACGCAUCACCACGCAGCUCACACUGCCCACACGGCCCAUGCCGUGCACACACAUCACACACAUGCUACAGCAGCUGUUCACGGGGCGCACCCCCAACAGCAGGCAAACGUGGUACCAAUGAAGACCGUCGCACCGGUUCACUACUCUCCUGCGCAGAGUGCUCGUGCUGCGACUCAGGGAGUGGCUUCCUCGUCCUUACCGCAGCGCAGCCCGCACGUCGUGAGCAACAAGAACCUGGGUCACUACAUCCUGGGCCGAACCAUUGGCGAGGGGACCUUCGGCAAGGUCAAGCUGGGAAGGCACAUCCUGACCGGAGAGCGCGUGGCUGUGAAGGUCCUUGAGAAGGACCGUAUUCAGGAGGUCGCCGACAUCGAGCGCGUUGCGCGCGAAGUCCAGCUUCUGAAGCUGAUCAGGCACCCGCAUGUGGUGCAGCUGUUCGAAAUCAUCGAAACCCGUGGGCAGUUGUACUUGAUCAUGGAGUAUGCCUCCGGGGGCGAGCUCUUCGACUACAUCGUGCAGAAUCAGCGUGUGCCCGAACCGGAGGCAUGCCGCUUUUUCCACCAGAUCAUUGCUGGGGUCGAACAGAUCCACGCGAUGAAUGUUGUACAUCGCGAUCUGAAGCCUGAGAAUCUCCUUCUUGACGAGCACAAGUGCAUCAAGAUCGUUGAUUUCGGCCUCAGCAACCGCUUCGACGACAACCAGCUGCUGAAAACCGCCUGCGGCUCUCCCUGCUACGCUCCGCCAGAAAUGGUCUCAGGGCAGAGCUACGUCCCUCAGAUGUGCGAUCUCUGGAGCUGCGGGGUCAUCCUCUUUGCUAUGGUGUGCGGAUUCCUACCAUUCGAGGAUUCCAACACCUCGGCGCUGUACAAAAAGAUCCUGGCAGCCAGCUACACGCCUCCAUCAUUCAUCACCGACUCUGUCAAGGACCUCAUCGCUGGGCUCCUGACUGUGGAUCCUGCGAAACGCUUCACGAUUGCGGAUGUGCGAGCCCACGAGUGGUACCGCCAAAUUUCGGAGGCCUCUGUCCGUCCUCGUGACUUGGUCUCCCGGCAAUGCGGUCUCGAGGAGGACGUGCUCCAAGAGCUGAAGUGCCAUGGUUUCCCUCAAGAGUAUGCGACAAACUGCCUCCUGAACAACAAGCACAACAGCGUUACGACCACGUACUAUUUGCUGGCGGCCAAGCGAAGGAGGAUGGCAGAACACCUGCAGCUCCGGGAGUCUGAGCGUGCAAGCCCCAGCGGAGUCCGGAGCGUCUGGAGCAUAUAUGGGUUGGGCUCCGGGGUGCGUGAGUUGCACAGUGCAGGUGCUCGCGACGAGCGGGACCUGCACUCAGAAUUCGACUCUCGUCUCUUCUGA